GCCUGAUUAGAUAUUUCAGGCGGCAACUUCGUCGGCGCCAAGCACGGCCGCCGAGGCAAGCGCGUAAGGACAAGAUACAGAGCCGGCGAGAGCCGUUGCCGACAUUGUCCCCUUGUGGGCCCACCUGCAGUGUCCGUUGGGCAGAUUCGGUUCCCUUUGUUUCCCUGUUUGGGCCGCGCCGUCUAUAUAAGUCAACUGACCGUCUUCACUUGGUCACCCUCCCGGCCCAUCAAUACAUUACAUUACGCAAAAGCAGAGGCGAGGAGAGCAGAGUCACAGAGCUUGGUGCUUGAGGCCCUGUUGACUGAAGUAAUCAAGAGUGAGAAAAGAAUGGCACGCAGCCCGGCUCAUGUCGCUCUCUGUCUCUGGUCGCUUGCUCUUCUGUUUCCAGCUGCGCGGUCGGCGACGUUCACGAUGACCAACAACUGCGGCUACACGGUGUGGCCGGGCCUCCUGUCGGGCGCGGGCACGGCGCCGCUGCCGACGACGGGGUUCGCGCUGGCGCAGGGGGCCUCGGCAACGAUUGACGCGCCGGCGAGCUGGUCCGGGCGCAUGUGGGCGCGCACGCUCUGCUCCCAGGACGCCGCGACCGGCAGGUUCGUCUGCGCCACGGGCGACUGCGGCUCGGGCGUGCUCCAGUGCAACGGCGGCGGCGCCGCGCCCCCGGCCUCGCUGGUCGAGUUCACGCUCGACGGCUCCGGCGGCAUGGACUUCUUCGACGUCAGCCUCGUCGACGGCUACAACCUCCCCAUGCUCAUCGUGCCGCAGGGCGCUGCCGCGGCCUCUGCCGCCGCUGCCGCCAAUUCCACGGCCGGCGCCGGGCCCAAGUGCAUGGCCACGGGGUGCCUCGUCGACCUGAACGGCGCGUGCCCGGCCGACCUUAAGGUCAUGUCGACGGCGGGUGCCAGUGCCAGCGCUGUGGCAGCCGGGAGCGCCGUGGCGUGCCGGAGCGCGUGCGAGGCGUUCGGGUCGCCGCAGUACUGCUGCAGCGGCGCCUACGGGAGCCCCAACACGUGCCGGCCGUCGACCUACUCGCAGUUCUUCAAGAGCGCGUGCCCGCGCGCGUACAGCUACGCCUACGACGACUCCACAUCUACCUUCACCUGCGCUGCCGGCACCAACUACGCCAUCACCUUCUGCCCGAGCACCACCAGCGGGAAGUACAUCGACGAGAACCCGCAGGCAGCCGUCAUGCCGCCCCCGAACGGGACGAUGGUCUACGGCAGCGGCGAGCUACUCUCGACCGGCGGCGGCGCCUCCAUUGCCGCCCAUGCGUCACAGCUCCUCCUCGCCGUCGGCGUCGCAAUCGUGCUCCUCUAAGCGGCAAUGCACGCGCAACGGGUAGUGUCCUUAACCGGCGCGGCUCUUCUGCCGUGACGGAAGCAGAGAUAAACACUCGGGCGAAGGCCAAGAAAAGGGCGGCGGCCGGCGGGGCGGCCAAGAUCCAAAAGCAGAGAUGAGUACUGACCGAUUAAACAAAAAUAUCUGCACAUGGAUCGCAGCCUUCCAGAGGGCUAGAUAGCUUUAUGUCAGGCUUAGGAUAAGUAGUUGGCUAACCUUUAUUACCUUGUGUAAUUUGUUGAGCGGAAAUGAUAAUGUAUUCAUUGAAGAGUAGUUUCAGCACCAGGGGAGGUAUACCUUUACUCCUUCCUCAGGUUAACGUUUCUUCCAAGUUACGCAUGUUUAUUCUGCUUUGACUUCAGACCACAUGAUAAUACACUGUGAAUCGACGA
Brachypodium distachyon (stiff brome) is the source of this 1733-nucleotide messenger RNA. RefSeq names its product thaumatin-like protein 1b. The record is from RefSeq and is a predicted model, not a curated record. The coding region runs from base 331 to 1320 and encodes 329 amino acids. Lineage: Eukaryota; Viridiplantae; Streptophyta; Magnoliopsida; Poales; Poaceae. Gene Ontology annotation, biological process: defense response. The transcript is spliced from 3 exons. Gene Ontology annotation, cellular component: extracellular region.